CCGAUACUGGCCCUGUGAGUUCCAGGAAGUGAAGUCACUUACUCGAGGAAGCACAGACAAUCCAGAAACAACAUGUAUUCACCCAUUCCCCAGAGCGGCUCUCCCUUCCCGACGUCGGUGCAGAACCCAGGCCUGCACAUCUGGCGGGUGGAGAAGCUGAAGCCGGUGGCGGUGGCACCCGAAAACCAGGGUGUCUUCUUCGGAGACUCCUACCUCGUGCUGCACAACGGCCAGGAGGUCUCCCACCUGCACCUGUGGAUCGGUAGGCAGGCCAGCAUCAUCCCGGGACGAGCAGGGGCCUGCGCCAUGCUGGCCGUGCACCUCAACACCCUUCUAGGGGAGAGGCCGGUGCAGCACAGAGAGGUGCAAGGCAACGAGUCUGACAUCUUCAUGAGCUACUUCCCGGGCCUCAAGUACCAGGACGGCGGAGUGGAUUCGGCUUUUCACAAGACCGCCCCAGCGGCCACCCCCGAGGCCAUCAGGAAACUGUACCAGGUGAAGGGGAAGAAGAACAUUCGGGCCACUGAGCGGCCGCUGAGCUGGGACAGCUUCAACACCGGCGACUGCUUCAUCCUGGACCUGGGCCAGAGCAUCUUCACCUGGUGUGGGGGCAAGUCCAACAUCCUGGAACGCAACAAGGCUCGGGACCUGGCCAAUGCCAUCAGGGACAGCGAGCGGCAGGGGAAAGCCCGGGUGGAGAUUGUGGCUGAUGGCGAGGAGCCCCCUGAGAUGAUCCAGGUCCUGGGCUCUAAGCCCCUGCUGAAGGAAGGAAACCCCGAAGAAGACCUGACAGCUGACCAGACCAAUGCCCAGGCAGCAGCCCUAUACAAGGUGUCUGAUGCCACUGGGCAGAUGAACCUGACCAAAGUUGCUGAUGCCAGCCCCUUUGCAUUUGGACUGCUGGUGGCUGAUGACUGCUUUGUGCUGGACAAUGGGCAGUGUGGCAAGAUUUACAUCUGGAAAGGGCGCAAAGCGAAUGAGAAGGAAAGGCAGGCAGCCCUUCAAGUUGCCGAGGAUUUCAUCUCCCGCAUGAAAUACGCCCCAAACACUCAGGUGGAGAUCCUGCCUCAGGGCCGCGAGAGUCCCAUUUUUAAGCAAUUCUUCAAGGACUGGAAGUGAGAGCUGAAGCCACCUCAUCUGCUUCCUCUGGCUGCUGUAUGAGGUGCCUUGCCUUGGAGGUUCAAUAAAGAGACCAAAG
Messenger RNA from Suncus etruscus (white-toothed pygmy shrew), 1198 nucleotides. It is a transcript of the gene CAPG, whose product is annotated as capping actin protein, gelsolin like. Gene Ontology annotation, biological process: barbed-end actin filament capping; actin filament severing; actin polymerization or depolymerization. Lineage: Eukaryota; Metazoa; Chordata; Mammalia; Eulipotyphla; Soricidae. Gene Ontology annotation, molecular function: phosphatidylinositol-4,5-bisphosphate binding; actin filament binding. Gene Ontology annotation, cellular component: actin cytoskeleton; cytoplasm. The record is from RefSeq and is a predicted model, not a curated record.